AUGUACAGGCGACUCGUCUCAUUCGUAUCGUUACUUCCCGCUCUGGCAGUGGUCAGAGCCCAAAGCUCGGGACCGACGGUUGACCUCGGCUAUGCGAUAUACCAAGGGGCAAAGAACAGCAGUACGAGCAUCAGUUCAUUCCUUGGAAUCCCAUACGCCGCGCCCCCGACUGGUGACCUGAGGUUCCAGGCGCCACAAGCGCCUGCCGUCAUCAGUGACGUGCAGCAAGCGACCGCACAGCCAAACGAGUGCUAUCAGGCUCCGUUUGGAAACGCGACCACAAGCUCAUUUCCAUUGGGGCACACUGACUUGAGUUCGGGUGGUGCAUUAAUGAGGAAGCGGGACGUAGGGCAGUCUGAAGAUUGUCUUUAUCUCAACGUCUACACGCCAGCAGACCUGAGCUCGUCGACGAACGCGAGUCUGCCAGUGCUGGUGUGGAUCCACGGAGGCGGUUACGUAGCCGGCGGUGCAUCAGGUUUCGACGGUGUGGACAUCGUUCAAGAGUCCGCGAAUGGCCUAGUCGUUGUCAUCAUCCAGUACCGGCUCGGUGUGUUCGGGUUCUUGUCGGGAAACGAGGUUGUCAACGGUGGAGGGGCGCUCAACGCAGGGCUGCUUGAUCAAACCUAUGCUUUGGAAUGGGUACAGAGUCAAAUCAGCAAGUUCGGUGGCGAUCCUUCCCAAGUGACAAUCUGGGGCGAGUCUGCAGGUGCUGGAUCAGUGCUGCAACACAUUAUCGCGAAUGGUGGAAACACCCAACCUUCGUUGUUCCGCGCGGCUAUGACAAGCUCGACAUUCUUGCCGUCGCAGUAUGCAUACAAUGAUACUGUUCCUGAGGCUCUAUUUGCGUUUUUCGCUAAUGGAACUGGAUGCUCGACGUCUACGACGCCGCUCGCAUGCAUCCGCAACGCAUCCGUGGAUACCCUUGAGAGCCUGAACAAUCAAGCCAAUUUGAACGGAUUCUACGGCACGUUUGUGACUGUGCCUGUCAUCGACUACGAGAUGAUAGUCGAGCGCCCGAUAGUGACGCUCCAGCGCGGAAGUGUGAAUGGGGAAGUUCUGUUAGCGAUGACGAACACACACGAAGGAAAUGUAUUUGUCAACUACGCUGAGACGCUCAACACCACGUCUUAUGUCGAGAACCUGUUCCCGCUGCUGCCAGAGUCUAGCGUGCAGCAGGUCGUCAGCGCUUAUGCAAACUACACGGUUGGACCCGGCGGCGGUCCUGCUGUUGGAGACGUCCUCGGCCAGGCUAUUGGGAUCAUGGGCGAAUCUAUCUUCUAUUGUCCGUCAUACUACCUCCUUGACGCAUUCUCGAAAUCCAACAAAAGCGCGUGGAAGGGCACGUUCGCGAUUCCGGACGGGUUCCAUUCGUCCGAUAUUCCGUAUUACUUCGUGAGCGUAGGUCCGGCGGUUGACAACACGAUGUUCAUUGCGUCCUUCUCUGGGGCGUUCACCGGAGUCGCGCUUGCGGAGACGCCGGAUCACCAUCCCACCAACGUGUCGAUCACUCCCGAGUGGACUACAUGGCCCACGGGUGAGAUGGAGGUUGUGUUCAAUACGACGGAGGCGGGCGAUGCGAACAUUUAUGCGUCAACUACGGAUACGGUAUAUCCGGGUAUCAUUGAGCGGUGCAAUAUCUGGCAUAGUUUGGGGCAGUAUACGGGACAGUGA
This is a messenger RNA of Coniophora puteana RWD-64-598 SS2, 1671 nucleotides long. Its product is annotated as alpha beta-hydrolase. The transcript has 12 exons. The record is from RefSeq and is a predicted model, not a curated record. Bases 1 to 1671 code for a protein of 556 amino acids. Lineage: Eukaryota; Fungi; Basidiomycota; Agaricomycetes; Boletales; Coniophoraceae.